UAUUAGAGAAAAUGAGUCAUAAGUUGAUUCCCUGAAAGCUGAAACUGAAUCUCCAUUUAUUUAAUUACUUAAUAAUUAAACGCUGGAAAAUAUUUAUAAUUUGGAGCGAACUCAACUGGAGUCUCACUUUUAUGAAUCAUUUCAUUCCCGCCACUUCUCUCUCUCUCUAACAAAAACACACACACGUACAAGUGCAUACACGCACAGCAAGCAUCAUUCCAGUAAGAGAAUUGAAUAGAAAUCAAUGGGUAGAACUGCCAACGAAGAGAAUUCCGACGGUAUAGAAAUCAUAUCAAUCGGAAAGCUCUACACUGGUCCAUGGGACAAGAAGUAUUGGAGCUCAUCUAGGGGCAAAGACCGGUAUCCGUAUCCUGUUGGAUUCAAAUCAUUAAGGACUCAAAAUGGGGUUACUUACAUGAUGGAAGUUCAAGAAGGUCUUAAAGGUCCCUCAUUUACGAUUAGUUCAACUGAUGGAAAAUCAUGUUGUGGAGACACUCCAGACAUGGCAUGGGAGAAUUUGCAGAAGAAAGGCUGUUCAAAAUUGUGGCAUGGGAAGAGAUUUUCAUGUAAAAUAGAUGGAGUAGAGUUUUUUGGAUUCAAGAACACAUUUGUUCAGAGGUUAAUGCGCGAAUUGGUAGCAAAUGUUGGUGGAACAGCUGAACAGAGUUUGUUGCCAUCAAACUUCUUAAGUGGAGCUUGCCAGAGCAUUCAUCAAUUGCAGUGCAAAGCAUCAGGUCCUGAUCCUGAUUUGCUGAAAUAUUUGGCGAGACCACGUAUUACAGGGAAGAGAAGCAGGAAAUACCAAGUUGUCAAUAGUAAACGACUUAAUGGGACUCAUUUCGAACAUCAUCAGCAAGAAAAUUGCAAAAUGAAUGCCAGUAUUUCAAAUUCCAAUCAAGGAGAUCAAUCAAACUGCGGAAGCAGUGAUCCUUCAAGUUCUGCUGCUGCCAGUGAAGUCUCUCAGUUUCGUAAUAGUCGAGAAGUAUUAGGACCAGAACACUCAGCUGCUAUAACUGAGAACGGGAACAAUCUACCUGUUGCAGAAAGAGGAUUCCAGGAUUCUUUAGUUAUGCCUGAUCAUCUCAAAGUAGGAGGUGAUAUUUUCCAAGAAAGAGAACUGAUGAGUUCUAUGAAUCAUGUUGGACUGGAUGUGGAUAACUUGCUCCAAAACCAAGAACCUAGUGGUAAAUCAAGAAAUAUUGAUGUCCAAGUCCCCAAUAACUUAUUACCAGAAGAGAUGGGUGGAGAAACAAAUGUUCAGCAUGGCAUGCUGGUAGCUAAUGAUGCUGAUCUUUGGGCUCCUGACACUUUGGAUCAUGCUGGAGAUAGCUCAUCAGUUCAUUCUCCAAAGAAUGAUGUGGAAUUACAUUGGAUUGUGAAAGAUGCAAUUGUAAAUGAUGUGACCAAGUCUGUGAUUUUAGCAACUGAUUCCCUUCUAGAAGAUGAAAAAGGCACAUCUGUUUACAACCCAAGCUCAGAAAAGAGUGAUACUGAUUCAGUUGGUCAAGAAAUAGCCAAGUCCAUGAUGACAGUUUUACUUCCUCGUGCUGUUCCUUUACUUAAAACAUUCACUAGAAAGAAAAAGAAAAGUGCAAACACUUCAAAAAUCCCUCCUCCUAGAUCUCAGGAGGAAAAUAAAAUGACCAACAUUAGCAUGAAUGAUGCGACCAUUGCCAGAGAGGUAGCUGAGCAUUCAGAUUUGUGGGGAAAGAAUGGAAAUGCAUGUAUUCCCUGUGCUGGUCAUGAUUCAGUUGUCUCCACCUCUGGGAACUCAGAUUCUGUGGUGCCUGAUAGUUUUGAAAAUGAAACUGAUAAUCCUCAAGAUCUCCUUCCUCUAGCUGAUGCUUUCAAAGCUGGUCAAGUGCCAUCUGGCAUAGACCCUUGUGCACGACUGCCAACCAAUGGAAAUGCAGAAGCAAAUCCACUGCUUAGUAGUAGUGGAAUUAGAGAGCAUGUCAUAAAUCUUCAUUCUGAAGGCCAGACUGUUUUAAGUGAGAAGCCUAUAAAAGACAGUCGGAAGGCCAAUGCCAUGUUAGUGGUUACGACAGAUGCUAUUCUACCUCAUGUUAUGGAAAUUACAGCCGACUCAAAGACAGCCAGAUUUGACUGCAAUUCCAUGGAUAAACUUCCUUCUACUCAUGCAUCAUCAUUGCAAGGGACUUCUAGAUCAGAAAGUAAAACGAACAGAAGCUUCUCAGAUACUUGUAUACCUGAGAAAUCUGAUGCUGAGCAUAAAGACAAGGACUUUGCUGAUUGUAAUAAAUCAGGUUUAAAUUUUCAAAUCAAAAGUACGAGUUAUUCCUGCAGUGUGAGUGCAAACAAAAAAAUGAUUGAUGAUUCAAGGUCAAAUGGAAAAGUAAAGUUAAAGAGCAAGCUACAGGGUCUUCCCGAGCUCUUUGCAUGCUAUGUCCACCCGAUGCCAGUUUCAAUGGUGGAGCUGAUUGGUAAAGAAAAUGAGAUUUUCAUUUGUGUUAAAUGUGGACACUCAGAGCAGAAGGAGAACAUCCUCUUUGUCUACAGGGCCAGAAAGAAUGGAGAAGAUAUGCGGUACCCUUCAUUGAUUGGCCAUGUGCCAAUUGCCUUGCAAAUUCCAGAAAAUGUACUUGGUAGAAAUAUUUGUGUGGAGAGAUCUUCAAUACAGUUAACCCCAGAUGGAGAAUCACUUGUUCUAUUAAACAGCACAAAAGUUCCUCACUGUAGGGAGGGUAAAUUGCAUUGUUCAUGUCCAGCUUGUACUUCAGAUUGCUUUGAGGAGAAUGGUGUUAAAAUUGUGAAAUUAAGCAGUGGAUAUGCAUCACUUGUGACAAGACUUGAAACAACUCAAGGUGUUUGUUGUUUAUUAGUUUGUGAACCUAAUAUUCUUCUUGCUGCUGAGGAAGGCGGGAAGGUGAAGCUUUGGGGCAUGAACUCUGGAUGGAGUGGACAGAAAGAAGAUUUGUAUUUACCUACAUUUGACUGCGUGUUUCCUAGUAUAGUGGACUUGAAGAGAAUUCCAAAGUCUACUAAUUUGGUUAUUGGCCACAAUGGAUAUGGUGAAUUUGGCUUAUGGGAUAUUGACAAGCGCCACCUGGUAUCAAGAUUCUCUUCCCCAGGCAUGUCAUUUUUGGAGUGUGUUCCAGCCAGUAUUUUCAGAUGGCAAAUAAAAGGAGAGUGUAAGACGGGGGUGCUCAUAAAUGAAAUCAUGGAUGCAACAAGAAACUGGUUUUCAGGGAGAAAUGAAAACCAGGCUUUCUCACCAAAGGAUAAAGACGUAGCUAUCUGGCUUCUGAUCUCAACUGCCGCUGAUCCAGAUUCUCAAUGUUAUAAACCAUGUGAACAAGAAGCAAACCUAGGUAGAUGUUGGAGGCUUGCUUUGUUGGUCAACAACACAGUUAUCAUCGGAAGUGCCUUGGAUGGAGGUGCUGCUGCUGUCACAUCUGAUGGUCAUGGUAUUAUUGGUAGAAGUGAUGGACUGGUUUACAUGUGGGAAUUAUCCACAGGAACGAAGCUAGGAAACCUACACUCCUUCAAAGGUAGCAGAGUAUCGUGCAUUACAACUGACACUUCAAACUCAGGUGCUUUGGCAAUAGCUAGCGGAGGUCAGUUGCUGGUGUAUCUGCCAGCCAUCUUAAAGAAACCUUUUGCGAGAUCUGUUGAUGUCACUGGUAACAAAAUAUAUUGUUCUUUGUCCAACUGGCAUGGGAUUCACAAUUCACCUGGACGAAUUAAAAAAUCAAAACAAAAAUGAGAGAAUCCGGUGGCCUGAUUGCUGUAGAUGAAAUUUUCUGGUUUAGCGCUACAAGUUACAAAUUAUCGGCUGACUGUUUCUUUGAAACUCAUGCACUUCUGUCAAGAUGUAUAUAUCAUAGUGAAUUUGUAUUAUGAUAUUCAGUCUGCUAUUCAAAAAAGAAU
Molecule: messenger RNA, 3891 nt
Organism: Sesamum indicum (sesame)
Lineage: Eukaryota; Viridiplantae; Streptophyta; Magnoliopsida; Lamiales; Pedaliaceae
Product: DNA binding protein
Biological process (GO): regulation of cell cycle
Cellular component (GO): nucleus
Molecular function (GO): protein binding
Source: RefSeq, a predicted model, not a curated record